Diaporthe batatas is the source of this 1689-nucleotide messenger RNA. RefSeq lists its product as uncharacterized. NCBI's taxonomy places the organism in Eukaryota, Fungi, Ascomycota, Sordariomycetes, Diaporthales, Diaporthaceae. The transcript has 4 exons. The coding region runs from base 1 to 1689 and encodes 562 amino acids. Gene Ontology annotation, molecular function: asparagine synthase (glutamine-hydrolyzing) activity. The record is from RefSeq and is a predicted model, not a curated record.
AUGUGCGGGAUCCAUGCUUUGAUAUCUGCAUCGCAUCCAGCAGCCAUCACAGCCAAUCUGCGACGAUGUCUCUGUGGCCGGGGCCCAGAUCACAUCACCACUCUCGAGACGCAGCUGGUCGACGGCGCAGCCACGACUCACCUCUCCUUCACCUCCUCGGUCCUCGCUCUUCGUGGUGAUCACGUUGCCCAGCAGCCGUUCGUCGACGCCGAGACCGGCUCGAUACUUUGCUGGAACGGGGAAGCCUGGAAGAUUCGUCACCAUGACGUAUCCGGCAAUGAUGGCGAAGCGAUAGCUGCUCUCCUGGGUGAAGCCGUGAGGCGGCACCGUGGAGAGCGUGAGGCUGCCAUUUUGCAGGUACUCCGGUCCAUCGACGGCCCAUUCGCAUUCGUGUUUUUUGAUAAGCCAUCAAGCAAGAUAUAUUAUGGUCGCGAUCGCCUUGGGCGUCGAUCAUUGGUGCUACUCGAAGAAGGCCAGCGCGUUACGCUGUCCAGCAUUGCAGAUGCAGUCAACCCGCAGUGGAGGGAGGUUGAGGCUGACGGCAUCUACGUCCUGGAUGCGGCGAGCAUUCACUCACAUAAUUCCUCUGAAGAUAAUCACCGUGCGACAACACGACUGAGUUGGUUGGAUGAGGAUGACGCAGUAGAUUUUGUUUCCAACAUUGGCCAUUUUAAUUCAGAUGUCCCCGAAGGAGACGUUCGCCUAGCACCCGGCUCGCCACCAGUGACGGCCCUGCGUCAGCAGCUGACAGAGUCUCUCAGACUGCGCGUCCUCAAUGUGCCUUUACCACCAGGAGCUGAUGAGCACCAGCAAAGUGCGAGGGUGGCUGUAUUGUUCUCCGGUGGGCUGGACUGUACUGUGAUUGCGAGAAUGUGUCACGAUCUCAUUCCUCUUGAACAGUCUAUCGACUUGAUCAAUGUCGCGUUUGAGAAUCCUCGAGUCGCGGCCAACGCUCAGAAGCUGAGGGGCCAGGAGGACUCAGGUUCAUUCAACAUCUAUGAGGCCUGCCCGGAUAGGAUGACGGGAAGGAAGUCCUUCGCCGAACUUCAGGAAGUCUGUCCUGGGCGGGCCUGGAACUUUAUCGCAGUCAAUGUCCCUUACUCCGAGUAUUCAAGCCACAAGGCCGAGGUUGUAUCUCUCAUUUACCCCCACAACACCGAGAUGGACCUCUCCAUAGCUUGUGCUCUGUACUUUUCUGCUCGGGGUCAGGGCGUGGCUAUCACAGAUGCCACCACAACUGCCUCAGCAGACUGUACCACAGGGGCGCGAGUGCUUCUCUCAGGGCUUGGCGCCGAUGAGCUCUUUGGAGGCUAUCAACGUCAUGCGACAGCCUACCAGAGACAAGGCUAUCCGGGGCUGGUCGACGAGCUCAAACUUGACGUUAGCAGGCUAGGAAAGCGGAACCUCGGCAGAGAUGAUCGAGUGAUGUCGCACUGGGGAAAAGAAGUACGCUUCCCGUAUCUGGACGAAGAGCUGGUGCGAUGGGCCAUUGGGACCCCAGCAUGGGAGAAAUGCGAUUUCAGUAACCCCGAUGGGGUUGUUGAAGCGGGCAAGCGGGUUUUGAGACUGGUUGCUUUGGAACUCGGCAUGAGCCAGGUGGCGACUGAGAAGAAGCGGGCCAUCCAGUUCGGCUCCCGAACAGCAAAGAUGGAAAGUGGAAAGGUCAAAGGCACAACGCCGUUGUCGUGA